CCUUCUGUCGGCAAAGAGUGGAGAUUACGCUUCAAUGUUCCACCUUCGAUGCAGAAAUUUGGAUGGGGAACUCCCAUCGGAUGCAGUCGUCAAGGUUCCAGGAGUGAUUUCGCUGGGAAGAUGAGAGGGAAAGUAAAUGAACUUGCUGAUGAGUGGUGUACAUCGGAAUGGUGGAUUAGGGGCUUCCAUCUGGUGCUUCGGGUGAUGAAGGCUAAUAAAGAAAAAUGGCAAACCUCCAGCAAUCAUGACAUAAAGCAGAUGGCAGAUGUUGCCACCUUGAUUGAAUAUGAAAAGCCUAAUAUGGGUGACUAUUUGUGGUUGCAAGGACUUGUCCAUUAUUGUUCUUUUCCGGAAUUACUUUCUAGAAAAUUGUCUCUCCUCAUUGGAUGGAUCAUUAUAAUUCAAUCUGAUUGAUCCUACUACCUUUGCACGCAUUUUCUGAUAUAUAUUCCACUCUUGAAGAGGAGUUACUGCUUCUCCUAGCUUCUGAUGCCAUCUUACGUUGUAACAAAGUUAUUGGUCUUGUGCAUGUAAUGGAGGAAUUGUUGUUUGUCAUAUACAAAUUGAUAUACUAUGUAAUCGUUAUGUACAUCUUCCAAAAAAUAAAAUAAUAGUGAUAUUGUUUAUUACCAAAUGGUAACAGGGAUGUUUCACCCGCCUUCACUGUGGAUGAGUACUAUAAAAUUCUGUCACUCCCAAGAAACCAAACAGCCUCUAUCAAUUUUCCAUGUAGCACCCCCUCCCUUGAACUUCAAGAUGCCUCUUGGAUCAUUGAUUUUGGAGUAGGUCGACACAAUUGUGCUAUAGCUCUAUUCUCUAAAACCUAAAACCGUGUCAUAAGCCUGUUAACCUACCUAUUAGAAAUCUAUUCUUGUUCACCAAGUUGGUGACGUCCCAUUCGAGUCAUUCACACUUGAUAAUGUCGUUCGUAUACCCCCAUUCAAAGUAAACCUCCUUUCAGUCGAUCAACUUACCAAAACAUUAAAGUGUUAUGUAACCUUUUUUUUUUUU
Molecule: messenger RNA, 1011 nt
Organism: Nymphaea colorata (pocket water lily)
Lineage: Eukaryota; Viridiplantae; Streptophyta; Magnoliopsida; Nymphaeales; Nymphaeaceae
Exons: 3
Coding region: 49-414 (121 amino acids)
Source: RefSeq, a predicted model, not a curated record